AUGUCGGCCAAGAUAGCAAAGACAAUUGCGCGGCAGAAAGAAAAAUUGCUGCUGAGCUUCAUGCCCCUCUCUUCAGCCAAUCCACGGCACAUGCACACAAACACAAACACAAACACACUCGACGCUUCACGUUCAGAGACCCUAACAUGUGCGACUUUCAGGAUCGCCGAAGGAAACUUCUACGAAGCGCACCAGCAACUCCGCGUCAUCACCGCCCGCUACCUCAAGGCCUCCGACUACACCUCCGCCUGCGACGUGCUGUACAAUGGCGCCUUACUCCUCCUCCGCGCCGACCAGGGCGGCUCGGGCGGCGACCUGGCGCUCAUGCUGCUGAACGACGUCUACGUCAAGGGCGAAUACGCGUGUGACGGCGAGAACAAGCAGAGGCUGUUGGAGAUUUUCCGUGCGUUUCCCAAGGAGGAACCCACCAGGAAGAGAUUCGUGAGCGAGAUGGUCAACUGGAGUGGCAAGUUUGGGGGUUUGGAGAGGGGGGAUGCGGAAAUUCAUCACGAGGUCGGGAAGGUGCUUGCGGAAGAGGGCGAAGCAUACGACGCGGAACGGCAUCUCGUCAUCGGCACACAAGCCUCUGCCCCCGUCCUCGCCAGCUUACACUACGUCUGGUACAAACUGGACCAGCCACACCUCGCACCCAUCUACGCCUCCCGCUCCGUCCUCCCGUACCUGUUGGUCGGCAACCUUUCCAGCGCAAACGCCGCCCUGUCCACCUUCACAUCGCACCUCACGACCCAAAACCCCAAUCUAUUGUCCAUGUCUCAACCCCUCGAGUCGGCCAAGUCGGGUACUUCGCUCCGAAUCUUCCCUUCGAUCCCCCUCCUCAACUUCCUCUCCCUGCUUCUCCUCGCGUGUCAAAAAGCCGACGCGGGUUUAUUCCGCCAACUCGCCAAAUUCUACGCCCCGCACCUGAAGGAGGUCGAGGGCCUGUGGAGCGAGCCCCUGGCACAUGUCGGAGAGAUCUGGUUCGGGAUCAAGAUCCCCCGGCAGAGUGCGGGCAAUCCGUUGUUUGACAUGAUGGGCAGUAUGCUCUUCGGUGGUGGACAGCAGCCGGGGAACAAAGCAGCGACACCGAGGUCGGGCACACCCAAACCUGCUGCAGGAGGUGGUGCCCGGAAAGAAAUUGAGAAGCCGCCGACGAUGGACUUGGACUGA
Messenger RNA from Fonsecaea multimorphosa CBS 102226, 1167 nucleotides. RefSeq lists its product as uncharacterized. The transcript is spliced from 3 exons. Gene Ontology annotation, molecular function: protein binding. The record is from RefSeq and is a predicted model, not a curated record. Bases 1 to 1167 code for a protein of 388 amino acids. Gene Ontology annotation, biological process: protein insertion into ER membrane. Lineage: Eukaryota; Fungi; Ascomycota; Eurotiomycetes; Chaetothyriales; Herpotrichiellaceae. Gene Ontology annotation, cellular component: TRC complex; cytosol.